AUGGCGAUAAGGCCAGUGGCGGUCAUGCCGAAAUUCGGCCACAUGACGGGAAAAGAAAAUUUAGAAGCAUAUCCACUUCACAAAGCCGCGUUUUUCAAUGACACGCAAACUAUUUUACAGUUAUUAAGAAAUGGUAAGGUAAUUUUUUAAAGGCUUCAUGUAUUUUUUCGUGUUUUUGCAGGAAGAAGGAGCAUCUCUGAGAAAGAUAUGCAUGGAAACACGGCGCUUCACAUUGCCACGAUGUUGGGUCAUCGAGGUUUUUUCUUGGGAAUAGGGAAAUGAACUAAUUAUUUAUUUAGAAGCGACAGCAUUGUUACUAGCCAAUAAUGCACCAGUUAGAACGAAAAAUGUGGAUGGCUGGAAUCCAUUAAUGGAGGCGAUUAGUUAUGGGGAUCGGCAAAUCAGUGAGUUUUUCAUCUAUUUCAAAACUAAAGUAGUAUUUUUAGUAACCGAGAUGCUUCGAAAACUGAAGUCCCAAACCCGGGAACACCUCUCGCAACGGAAACCGCACCUUUUGAAGGUUUUCAAGGAACUCGGCGACUUUUAUUUGGAAGUCAAAUGGGAUUUCCAAUCUUGGAGUUCGUUUUUCGUUCGUUUUUUUAAAAGUUUCGGUUUUAUUUGUUUUUUCCUCCUAACGAAAUUUCUCACAGUUCAGUUUUUCUUGGUUUUUGUUUGCCAAGUGUCAAUUUUAAACCUAUCUAUUUAUUUUUUUCAGCUUUCGAACAAAUAAUAGGUUCAAGGCAUGGUUUUGAGUAGAUUUUUGCGCAAAAAACGGAAAAAAAAGCGUAUUUUGAAGGUUUUUUCAUUUUUGAGUAUAAUAUUCAGGUAAUAAGUAGAGUUUCCAACGGCGGUUUUCGAAAUCAUACAUGAGAAGGUAGAGAAUUCAAAUUUUAUUGAAUAUAGUCUCAAUAAUCCUUAAUAAAAAUAUAUGAAGAAGAAAAAUCGAUAAAGAAGGCCCUAAAUAACCGUUCUGAAAGGCCUUUUUUUGUUGUUUUAAUAUUAUGAAGUCGAGAAAAUGUUUUUGGAAAAAAAUUAAAGUUCAGUUCAGUAAAAAGGAUAAAUCAGAAUAUUUUUGUGGUUUUUUGUUUGCAGAAAAAGUGCGUCAAUUAGUUGAAAAUUUCAAUUUUUUUCCUAUCAAAAAGUAAUCUAUAUCUUUUUUUCUCACUGGAUAAAUUAAUUUUAAUCAGAAUCAGAAAUUGAUUACGCUUUAAAAUUCGGCCGCUUUUUCAUGAUGCCGAUUUUUUCAAGUUUUCAAAUUUGAAAAGGUUUUUUCGGGCUUUAUUAAUAUGUUAACUGUUUCAAAAUGCGUAUUUAUUCAAAUUUCAACAAUUUUCGAAGUCAGUUUUCAAAAUUCCUAUAGUCGAUUCUCGGCCAACUUCUUUCCAUAGGUGGCUCAAGCAAAAAGGCUUGCCCUGUCUGCGCUCUCCACCAGCCAGGCACUAUCUUUUCUUUUAUCGUGUCAGGACCCAUUUUUCGAUGUCUCAAGUUAGCAAAAAAUCAGCUAUUUCGUCACCAGCGCUAAUUAUAUGAUGCGCAGAGAGCUUCAUAUAAAUAGCCAUAUAGUAUAUAAAUCGGAAUAUCCAAGCGAUGGCACCUAUGGAAAAAAGAACACCUGUCUCUGAUUUUGGAUAGCUGCCAAGCAGUAAAUUAUAGGCUUAGCGGCCUUUUUGGCACCGUUUAUGAGUUUUCAUAUAGCUGGUUUUUUUCAAAUAAUAUUUUAUUGGAUAGGUUUUGGAGUCAUUUUAGAAGUGUUAGGGCUCCAUUUGAACUUUUUUUCCUAAAACCGAUAAAAUUGAUAUAUUUAUGGAGUACUGAAGGACAUUUCAUUUUGUGGUUGGGACUUUCCUAAAAAUUGGCCAGAACACUUCUUAAUGUACCAGAAAAAAAAUCCAGAAAGUCUCAACCUGCAAAACUUCCUAUUUUCUGAAAAAUUACACCUAGAAGUCAAAGAAAACUCUUAAAAUCCGUCAAAUUUGCCAUUUUUGGAGCUCUAGACCCUAUUUCUCCUACUAUGAGAAGUUGAAAAGGCCAUCAAAUAUCUUAAAAGCUAAUUUUUCAGUCAUGUGUUGAACUUUUGAUUUUUUAAAUCUUCAAAACCUAAUUUAACUAGAAAAUUUGUGAGAGGAUCAUUUUAUACAACUUGAGAGAAUUAGACGAUAAGUUACUGUAGUGCUGAAUUUUCUUCCACUUUAAUUUCUUGUUGAAACGUAUUUCAUCCAGGUUUCAAGAGAGAUGUGAAUAAGGGAGGUAAUUUUAUUUUGCAACUGGGAAUUCCCUGAAACUUUGCCGAAGGACUUCUUGAUGGACCUGUAAAAGAUUCAGUAAGUCUCAACUUGCAAAAAUUCCUAGUUUCUGAAAAAGUACACCUUAAUAUCAAUGAAAACCUUUAAAAAUCCUUUCAAAUACACCAUUUUUUUAGACUUUAAGCUUUGGUUUUUUUCUCAAAAGAAUUAGACAACAAGUUAUUAGAGUGACGGAUUUCUUUCAAGUUUGAAUUCUAGUUGAAACGUAUUUCAUUCAGUUUUCAAUGGGGAAAGGGAGGUUAUUCCAUUUUCUCUGAAAAUUGUCUAGAACACUUCUUGAUGUACCAGAAAAUGAUCUAGAAAGUCUUAAGUUUCAAAAUUUUUUAUUUUUGAAAAAAUGAGGGUUCAAAGCCCCAAAAAGGUCUAUUUUAACGCAUUUUGAGUCGUUUCUCAAAAAUUAGGAAGUUUUUCCGGUUGAGACUUUCAGAGCCUUUUUCUGGUACAUCAAGGGUUCAUCUGGCCGAAUCCCAGGGAAUUCCCAACCGAAAAGUAAAAUGACUUCCCUGUAGGAAACAGUUGCUGUAUGAGCAGGAAAAAGAAGCAAGAACUGGGAAAGUUUUUAGUGGCCACUAUAGAGGCAAAGAAUACUUGGAGAGGACACUAAGAACACCUCUAUAGAAUCCCCUGUUUCGUCUUAGUGACCACUAUAGUAAUUUUCAAUGGUCCACUUUGACUUCUAAAAAGAUCAAUAAAUUUUAGUCACUACUUCGAUCACUAUAGUAGCCACUAAAAUUUCAAAUUCCUAAAGAGGUCACUAUAAAUUUUCCCAGCUCAUCCAGUAACUCUGAUAGCUUUAAAACAAACAGAUUUGACCAGUUAUGUUGAUCCAUUGACCCCUAAAGUGGCCACUAAAAUUUUUAGUGGUCUAGUAGUAGCACUUAGACCUCUAUAGGGGCCACUAAUUUAUAACCCCUUAAGUGGCCACUAACUUGGCUGCUAUAGUAGCCACUAAAACGUCAAAACCCUAUAGUGGCCACUAAAAAUUCUCCCACAAACUACAGAAAAACAAUUUUCUACACUUUUCAUGACGAAAUUCCUUUCAGUCCCUCUCCUAUCCCGAAUACUUCCCUCGGAUGUCUGCCUGAUUUACAAAAAAGGGACAAAACUUCGGAUGGACACGACUUUGGCCGAUUUCGGAGAGAGGAACUGGGAACGCGGCGAUAUUACUUUUCUAUAUGAUGCUGAUGGCCCCCGGGGCAAUCAGUUUAUCAUUAUGGAUAACAAAACAAAGGUUUUAACAGUAUUUAAAAAAAAAUAAUGAAGUUUUAGGUGUUCCAACGCGGCCGCAAUGAAGAAUCUGAAAUGGAGGUCGAUGAGGAGGUGACUUUUUUAAGUUAAAAAAAUAUUUUUUUAGGAAGAAAUGAGUUUUUUUCGCCUUUUUCAUUAGGGAUAAUAUUGACUUUUUUUCAGGUAUAUAUGAAGUUUCAGAAUGUAGGAUUAAAUUUCACUUUUUUUAUAAUAAAUAUAAAACUUGAAAAUAUAUUAUUUUCAAUGGUAAAAUGUUAUGAAAAGCUAAUUUUUUUAUAGAAAAAAAGGGAAAAUAAAUAGCAUUUUAGUAGAUUUUUCUUACUUCAGAACCAAUAUAAAGCCUUGAAAAAUAUCAUUUUCAAAUGUCAAACAGUUAUGAAAAAAACUAAUUUUUUUAUAGAAUAAAAGGGAAAAAUAUGAAAAAAAAACUUCAAAAUCAGUAUAAAGCCUGAAAAAAAUAACAUUUUCAAUGGUGAAAGGUAAGGAAAAGCUAAUACUUAUAGAAAAAAAUAGUUUUUUUACUUUUUAUGAUCUAUGUGAAUCACUUUUUAAAAUAGGAAAUGAUUUUUUUGCCGUUUCUAAAGUUGAAAAUAAGCUUUGAAAAGAUUGGAAUAGUUUGUUACGAUGAAAAUAAAAAAAGCAAAAAAAUGAGCUUCGCCCUUAUCAGCAUUUUUUUGGAAUUUUAAAAUUAAAAAAAUUCAUAAAAAGUUUUCGUUAUUAAAAUAGAAGGUUUUGAAUAACUGAAAUAGGUUUUUUUGAACGAGAGUUCUAUAGCUUGUUAAAGGUGGAAAUAAUAUUUUUUAUUGGAAAAUAUCUUUUUUGGGCUGUAAAAAGUACGGCUCAUUGUGUUUUUUUGAUCAUUUUUUUGAAUCGAAAUUUGUUUUUUUCGGUGAGAUCUCUCUACGUACUUUUUCAUGAAAAAUGUCUCUGAAAUAUGAUUUUUUUGAGGUAAGCAUAACUUUUUUCCACCUAAAAUGAGGCUUGACUCAAGUUCUUUCUAUAAUUUUCUUGGAAUUAUUUUAUAAUUUUCACUUUCAUUAAUUUUAUUCUCAAAUUUUCUAUUUUUUGAUGAUUUUUCAAUUCAAAAUUUGUUUUUUGAUGAGAAUUCACUACGUACUUUCCAUUGAAAUGUCCCUAGAAUACGUUUUUUAAAAGAUAAGCUUGAUUUUUCAUCUCUGAAAAUGAAAUUCAACUCGAGAUUUUUUUUAUGAUUUUUCUGGAACAAAUACAAUAAUUCUCAGCUGUAUAGGUUUUAUUUCCGAAUUUUCAAUUUUUUGAUCAUUUACUAGUUUAAACUUUGUGUCUCUUCGAAAAAAAUACCUACGUACUUUUAAAAGAUGAUCUCAAAAAUCAUAUUUCAAUAGAUCGAAAGUCUAUUGAAAUAUGAUUUUUUUGAGGUAAUCAUGACUUUUUUCCAUUAAAAAAAUGAAGCUUCACUGGAGUUCUUUUCUAUAAAUUAUUCGAAAAAAAUUUAGUAAUUUUUCAGCUUUACAAGUUUUUUUCUUCCGAAAUUCUAACUUUUUCGACAAUUUCUUAGUUCGGAGUUUGUUUUUACGAUGUGAAACCUCUACGUUAUUUUCAUUGGAAUGUUAAAAAAUGACGAUUUUUCGAGAUAAGUAUGAUUUUUUACCAUUAAGAAUAAAGCAUUUGACUCGAGUUCUGUCUAUAAUUUCAUAAUUUUCAGCUUUAUUAGUUUUUUUUUCGCAAUAUUUUAUUAUUUUUAGGUCGACGUCCUUAUGUCGACGGACAUUGUGAACGCCAGGAUGUCAACGAAAACUAUCAGUUUUCAACCGGCCUAUUCUGGAUGGGUCUUCAAACACGCUAGAGAGGUUUGAAAUCAUCCUUGGGGCCUUAAAAAUGCAUUUAAUGUCUUUUUAGGCUUUUGGGAACAAAAUUCUAGACAAAAUGGCUUCAAAAACGCUUGAAAGAUGUUGAAAAAUGAUACGAAAACCAUUUUUUGAUGAAUUUUUCAUUUUGAAGAUCAUUUCAUGCUUUUUUAUAAUGCCCUAAUCAAUGUAACUAUCUUGCGAAAUUCAAAUUUGUCUCUGACUCUCUAAAAUUUAGUUAUCUUUUUCACUCUCUGACGGCUAACUUGAACUUUGCAAAUCGCUUUGAACACGGUAUAAGUUUUGACCUUCAAGAUCAAUUUUUUGGCUUCCCUCAGAGUUUUAAAAGUCAAAAACAGCUACUUUUUGUAGGAUAGGAAGUGUUCCAAGGCUUCUCGUGACCUAUGUCGGGGAUUUAAUAAAAUCUCAUCUGGGAUUUGAAAAAAUGAAUGGCUUUUAUAAGCUUUUUCCAAGUUUUUUUCUUUGAAGAUCGAAAAUCAAUCAAAAUUUAAGUUAGAAAAAGUAAUUUUUGAGUUUUCCAAUAUUGUUUUUGGCAUUUCAGGAACUAUUUUCAUUUUUUGAAGGCUUUUUCAGCUUUUAAAAUGUGCAAAAUAGUGAUUCCAGGUCGAAAAUCUUAAAUCAAUUAUUGGGAAGGUAAAGAUCCAGAGUAGGCUAGGGGGAACUCUAGUGGCCACUUGAGAGGCUCCUCAAGGACUACUUGGAAAGGAUACUAAAGUGGCCACUAAACCUACCUCUACAGUGGCCACUUCAGUAGUUUUUCAUUCAGUAUUCCUUCCAGUAACUCUGAUAAUUUUAAAACAAACAGAUUGGAUCAGUUAUGUUGAUCCAUUGACCCCUAAAGUGGCCACUAAAAUUUUUAGUGGUCUAGUAAUAGCCCUUAGACUUCUAUAGUGGCCACUAAUUUGACUACUAUAGUGACCACUAAAACUUCAAAACCCUAUAGUUCUCGCUAAAAAUUUUCCUAGCUUAUCGAUUUUCGAAAAUUCUCCCUACUUAAGGAGCAACUUGGCGACUAUCCGGUCACAUUUUUCACGGUCGACGGGAUGAAACUAACGACGAGGAAAAGAAGGGAACAUUUGUCGAAUGAAGACGUCAAAAAGAACAAAUCCAUGUUGACGAGCCUCGCCACGGGAUCCAUGGUCGGCGACGACGAGUUCAUCGUUCGUUUUCUAUCAAUUUUUGAGGAGAAUCGGCCCAAAAAAGGAUUUUUUUUUUUUUAGUUUAGGCUAG
This is a messenger RNA of Caenorhabditis auriculariae, 6628 nucleotides long. The record is from the annotation of a GenBank genome assembly. NCBI's taxonomy places the organism in Eukaryota, Metazoa, Nematoda, Chromadorea, Rhabditida, Rhabditidae.